This is a messenger RNA of Cutaneotrichosporon cavernicola, 744 nucleotides long. RefSeq lists its product as uncharacterized. The record is from RefSeq and is a predicted model, not a curated record. The transcript is spliced from 2 exons. Bases 1 to 744 code for a protein of 247 amino acids. NCBI's taxonomy places the organism in Eukaryota, Fungi, Basidiomycota, Tremellomycetes, Trichosporonales, Trichosporonaceae.
AUGACAGGGCACAUCCCAGAUACCGGGCCCUGGUCGCGCGCCCCACCCCAGUCCUACCUUUCUCUCACAGAAUCGCAGGAAGCCGCGCUGCGAGCGUACCUCGACUCGGCCUCCCUCGGCCUUGAGCGCGACGAGCGGAAACACCGCCUUGCGCCGCUGUCAUCUCUCAUUUCUCGUCUGUUACCGCUGUUCCAAGCGAUACUCCAGCUCCCAGCGCGUGAACCGUGGGCGUCCACCCGCGCAGCAUACCUCCUCGCUUUAACCGCCAACGCGCCUCGUUACAUCCAGAAGCUCCCGCUCAUGACCGUAUCGGACGGUGUGGACGAGACUGAUCCCGACGUGUGUGCUGUCAUUGCGGAGAAGGCGGGAGAGACGAUGCAGGGCGUCCUCGAUCUCCUUGGGAUCAUUGAGCGGGGGUGGAUUGCAGUGCUACGAGGCGAAGGAUGGAGGGCUGGGGAGGAUUCCACGGGAGGCGAAGCUGUGGAAGUCGAAGGAGGCCAGGGGAUCGACCAGACAUCCAAGGUCCGCCUGCGUUCCGUUAUCAACCUCGCGCGCGAGAAGAUUCUUUUGUGGGCAAGGCCAUAUGGGUCAUUCGGCGGCGAGUCCAUGGGCCCCGACGGCGUCGACGGUGAGGUGCAUACAGAAGAGGAGCGAAGUGGAUGGGAACAGCAGAUUGUCGACAUGUGGAAAGGGAUAUUGGAGGAGCUGGACAGACAGACACCCCCGGAAGAAGAGGUAAUCUAG